AUUAUCGAUUUAUGGCGACCCACGAGAAUAAAAUUUACUGUUUUAUAUAGUAUUUACUUACCGGCUACUGGUUACAUUAAUUAUUCAGUGAAUCAAAUGCCAUCAUUAAAUUGUGCCAUUGCUACCCUUAUAGUCUAUACACAAAUCAAAGUAUUGCGUACAACGCAAUCUCAAAAAAAUAUACUGUAAACAUUAAAUCACUUUUUAAUAUCUAUAACUGUUGCCUGUUUGUCUGUUAGUUAUUAUUUCCAAGUCAUAACUCUCAACGUUAAGUCUUUUACAAUUUAUUAUCAAACCCCGGGCAACGAGACAUAUUCAUACUUUAGUUAAGUUGUGAUUGUAAUUACUAGACAUGUCCUCCAUAGUAAAUGCGGAGCAAACAAGUGCUACUGAUGAAUCUGCAAUCAACACUAACGUUGAUGAAAAUGAUGCUGAUAUUGAUGCAAGUGAAAGUAUAUCAACAACAACAGGAAAUACAGGAGUUUCUUCUACAACUCCUGAAAUUAAAACACAAGAUAUAUGCAUAGCAGAAGGAUGCAAUAAUGCAGCUAUUCAACAUCCCGAGUGGGAUAAUGAAUAUUGUAGUGUUAGUUGCACUUACAAGCAUUGCAAAGCUACAUUUAUAGCUUGGCUAGAAAACAAUAAAACAGCAAAAGCAAAACCAGUAUCAGUACUUGUGUUUCAAGAAAAUUCAGUUGUCAAACAAGAAAAUGAAGAACUAGAAACAUGUUCAACGACUUCAUAAAAUGAAGUUGCAUUUCUUCAUUGAUAUAACAUUUUUUGUAAAUAAAACAAUUAUUUAUACCA
This is a messenger RNA of Melanaphis sacchari, 807 nucleotides long. RefSeq names its product TOX high mobility group box family member 4-like. Gene Ontology annotation, biological process: regulation of transcription by RNA polymerase II. Gene Ontology annotation, molecular function: chromatin DNA binding. The transcript is spliced from 4 exons. Gene Ontology annotation, cellular component: nucleus. Bases 353 to 745 code for a protein of 130 amino acids. The record is from RefSeq and is a predicted model, not a curated record. NCBI's taxonomy places the organism in Eukaryota, Metazoa, Arthropoda, Insecta, Hemiptera, Aphididae.